Messenger RNA from Chanos chanos (milkfish), 3725 nucleotides. RefSeq names its product par-3 family cell polarity regulator beta b (gene pard3bb). The record is from RefSeq and is a predicted model, not a curated record. Gene Ontology annotation, cellular component: cell cortex; apical plasma membrane; apical junction complex. Gene Ontology annotation, biological process: microtubule cytoskeleton organization; intracellular protein localization; establishment of centrosome localization. Lineage: Eukaryota; Metazoa; Chordata; Actinopteri; Gonorynchiformes; Chanidae. Gene Ontology annotation, molecular function: protein binding; phosphatidylinositol binding. Bases 150 to 3701 code for a protein of 1183 amino acids. The transcript is spliced from 23 exons.
UGUAACGGUGCUAAGAGAGACUGAGGGAAUGCCAGUUCGCUGUCUCCGUCCGCCUCAAGGCACCUGUUGAUGGUGAUGAAGUGAGUGCUGGUGACGCAGAACACCUUCAGGCCAUCACUGAAUUCCGCUGAACUCAUCUUUGGAGGACAAUGAAAGUAACGGUAACUUUCGGAAGAACUGGCGUGGUGGUUCCGUGCAAAGAUGGAUGGACAGUUCGUGACCUUAUCCAGCAAGCUACCCAGAGAUACAGAAAACUUCUUGAACAGGAGGGGGACUUCCUGGUGCGGACCCACCACGUGGAGUACUGCGACGGGGGGAUUCUGGAUCCUGACGAUGUUUUGACUGACCUAGUGGAAGAUAAGGACAAGUUAAUAGCUGUGUAUGAGGAGCAAGAAGCCCAGCAGAGGAAUGCUGUGAGCCCUGGGACCAGCAGCCUCACCGCCAGUACCACAGGACACCCCAGCCCGGAACCCUACCACUCCGAACUCACCAUCUUCCAGCCAAUCAGAGGGGGCGAGAUUGAGGUCAACUCCUCCGUCCUCAAAUCUAACACUCCCCUGCUGGUGAGAAGCAGCAGUGACUCUGCCCUUAGCCCCCCUGUAGAGACAGGAGCCGCUCACCCAGAGGAGAGUAACAACACCCCAGUACCCACGGGGGUGAACCACACACUGACUGAAAGAGGAGGAGCCACAGACACGCACACCACAGAUGCGUCUACCAACAAAACAAGCCCAUUCACCCUAAACAGUCUGACGAGGACAGUAGAAAUCUCUGGAGAGCAGGGGCCUCUUGGGAUACAUGUAGUGCCUUACUGUUCCUCACUGAGUGGAAGGUCUCUUGGCCUGCACAUUCGGGGUGUGGAGGAGAACAGCCGGUCAAAGAGAGAAGGAAUCUUUCAGGAGGACGAGUGUAUUGUCAAAAUCAAUGACACAGAGUUGAUGGACAGAACCUUUGCACAGUCACAGGAAGUGUUCCGACAGGCCAUGCGCUCCCCGCUCGUGCGACUGGAGGUGCUUCCUGUCAGCAACAAGGAACGCUACGAGAAGAAUCUGAUUGGUCAGCUUUUUACCUCAGAGAGCCAUGACGGCACCACCAAAACCAAGGACCCUCCGCCCCUAAAAGUUAAACCCAUAGUUAAGCCUAUGGGGUCCCCCUCGGGCCGGCAGGCGGAACCCCAGGACAGCAGGUCUCAGGGCUCGUCCCUGACCAGCUCCCACACCCAAAACGACAGCCCCUUAAUGAAGAAGAGCUUGGCUCUGUCCCCACUGGUCGGCUUCACCAACAAGAAGGGCGGAAAGAGACUCAAAAUCGACCUAAAGAAAGGUCCAGAGGGUUUGGGCUUCACCGUGGUAACCCGAGACUCUUCCGUGCAUGGCCCGGGCCCAAUCCUGGUCAAGAACAUUUUGCCCCGGGGUGCAGCUGUCCGAGACGGCAGGCUGCAGUCUGGAGACCGCAUCCUGGAGGUGAAUGGUGUGGACAUUACUGGACGCACGCAGGAGGAGCUGGUGUCUAUGCUGCGCAGCACCAGACAAGGGGAGAGUGUGUGUCUGGUUGUGUCCAGACAGGAAGACAUGUUUCUGCCGAGAGAACUGAAAGAGGAGCAGACCAGGCUAGUGCUGUCAGAAGAGGGGAAGGAGCAGCUGAUGUUUGAGAUUCCACUGAAUGAUUCCGGCUCAGCUGGCCUGGGAGUCAGUUUGAAGGGGAAUAAGUCCCGGGAGACGGGAGACGACCUGGGCAUCUUCGUCAAGUCCAUAAUCCACGGAGGAGCUGCCUAUAAGGAUGGGCGUCUGCGUGUCAACGAUCAGAUGAUUGCCGUGAAUGGAGAAUCUCUGCUGGGUAAAUCUAACCAUGAGGCCAUGGAGACCCUGAGGAGGUCUAUGUCCAUGGAGGGGAACCUGAGAGGCAUGAUCCAGCUCGUGGUGCUUCGGCCCCUGCUCACGUCCGGCCAGGAGCACAACGAGACGAGGAAAAUUCUCAAUCGAUCCUUCGACAGCUGCGUUGGACAGUCCGGCCAAUCGAACGGCCCCGCUCAGCCUCCAAUGGUCGUAAACAGCAUUUAUGAGCGUUCCAUGGUUUUGAAUGGAGGCUACAGUCACAUGGAUGAUGGUGAAGAUGAGGAAGGCAUCCCGCACCAUCUUCGACAGAAUGGUGUGCGCCCCCUGCAGAGCAUGGAGUGGGGCUCUGGGCCACGUUCAGCUGAAACCUCAUUCACAGACAGAGUUCAUAGCACUCCCAAAGAGCACCAGCAUGUCAAAUCCUCCAAGAGCAUGGACCUCGUGGCAGAUGAAAGCAAUGUAGGAGCUGUAAGGGGGCAGAAGUCAGUGGUCAGUGGUGGGGAGGAGGUGGGUCCGACGCUGGGACUGAAGAAGUCCAGUUCUCUGGAGAGUCUGCAGACUGCCAUGACAGAGGCCAGGAAGAAUGAGCUGUUGCCCUUCCACAGGCCACGCCCACACAUGGUCAGGGGGCGGGGCUGCAACGAAAGUUUCCGCGCCGCCAUCGACAAAUCGUACGACGGCCCACCUGAGGAUGAUGACGACGACGCGUCAGAGCAGAGCUCAGGCCGGGACACGCCGGCGAGCAGCUCCUCUCGACAAGGCCUGGAGGAGACAGAGGAGAGCAAGAAAGACAAGAAAAAGAAAGUCAAAGGAAAGAAGAAAGAGAAGUCGAAAGCAAAAGGAAAAGACAAAGAGAAAAAGAAAACAGAAGAGUCAGAAGAGCCAGACAAGAAGACAAAGAAGAAAGGAUUUGGACUGCUAAGGUUUGGAAAGAAGAAAGAAGACAAGAGCAGUAAGGCAGAAAGUAAAGCAAGUGUUCCGAAGCAAACGUCAGAAAUAUUGAGUGAGGAAGAGCUGGAGAGGAUGAAAGAAGAAAGAGAGAGGAUUGAGGCAAAGCAUCAGGAGCUGAGAGAAAGACAGGCCCGGGAUCGUAUCCCUGACGUGGAAGAUGACGACAUGGACCCAAACUACGCUCGCAUCAACAACUUCAGAGACCGCUUGUCACCCUCCCAUUUGGCCUAUGGGAACCGUAGCCCCUCCCCUCAGAGGAGCCCCGCCCCCAUGAACCACAGCAGAGACCCCUCCUCUGAAGACCCAUUGGACGGCCUGUACGCCAAAGUCAACAAACCUAGAGGCCCACCUCCACAUGCAGCUGACAGCAGUAUGGACCGGAUCCAGUUGCUGAGGAGGGAGUACCAGCAAGCCCGGAGAGAUGGGACUGUACCAGUACCAUAUGAGGAGCUGGAGGCCCGGCGCCGAGGCCCAGAAUACGACCCACACAGAAUGCCUGUCAGAGGCCCUGACCAGAGAUUGGCACCCCGCUACGAGGACAUGGAGCGGCAGUAUGCCUCUCUGCCCAGGCGUGGACCAGUGGGCCCCAAUGACUACCCAGUACAACCCUGGCCAGGGCAUGGCAACCCUACACACUACCCACACCCGCAGGCGGGAUACCAGUCCAACUAUCCGCACAGGGAGAACUAUGCUCCACAGGGUAACCCAGGGUUCUAUCACCCUCCCCCACCCCAGCAGAGAGGCCCUUUACGGCAGGACGUGCCCCCUUCUCCCACCCUGCCCCUCCGCGCCCCCCGCUAUGACACCAUGAACCGCGGUGGAGGCUACGGCAACUCCAGCCCAGAGCGUUACGCGUAUGGGGAGGGCCGUCACCCCGACCCGCGACAGAAGAACCCCAUGACGGCCGCCGUGUAGAAGCUCCAGUUUCUUCCGCCUCGC